Mauremys mutica (yellowpond turtle) is the source of this 1147-nucleotide messenger RNA. It is a transcript of the gene DNAJC5, whose product is annotated as DnaJ heat shock protein family (Hsp40) member C5. Lineage: Eukaryota; Metazoa; Chordata; Testudines; Geoemydidae. The record is from RefSeq and is a predicted model, not a curated record. Bases 500 to 1096 code for a protein of 198 amino acids. Gene Ontology annotation, cellular component: intracellular membrane-bounded organelle; membrane; presynapse. The transcript is spliced from 8 exons. Gene Ontology annotation, biological process: regulation of synaptic vesicle cycle.
GGGGCGCGUGUGUGAGCGCGCACGCAGCCUCCCUGUGCCCGGCUCCUCCCCUCCCCCCCUCGCUCCGGGUCCUGCUCGCUUGUGUCGCUUGGCGGCGGCUGGGGCUGCUGAGGAGACGCCGCCGGAGCCCGGGCCGGCCUGUGAGCAGGAGCCGCCGCCCCGCCCCCCCCCAAAGACUCAAGAGCCGCCUCCGCUCCCCUCGCCCGGCGACACCCGCUCCCUGGUGCUGCCCGCCCACCGGCCCGCUGCGGAGAGCGCAGAACUCCUGAUUUCCAUUCUCUUGUGGGGAAGAGUUCCUGUUAUACUUGAGGAUUCAGUUUGAUUUCUGUGGAAACGGGUAUUGGACUCCUAGGAUCUAGUUUGACCAUUCAUUAAGUGUGCAGACGGUUAAAAGUGAUGCUGUUUAAUCCAAGGGAUUACCUGUCUUCGUAGCCUUCUGAGCGAAACCUCUUCAGGGAAUCCUACCUGCUUAGAAUAUGUAGCAGAUGGUUAGUUCAACAUGGCAGACCAGAGGCAACGUUCGCUGUCUACCUCCGGAGAAUCAUUGUACCAUGUUCUAGGACUGGACAAGAAUGCCACUUCCGAUGAUAUUAAAAAGUCAUACAGGAAACUUGCAUUGAAAUAUCAUCCUGAUAAGAACCCAGAUAAUCCAGAGGCUGCAGAUAAAUUUAAAGAGAUCAACAAUGCACAUGCAAUAUUGACUGAUGCCACAAAACGAAACAUAUAUGAUAAGUAUGGCUCCUUGGGCCUGUAUGUAGCAGAGCAGUUUGGAGAGGAGAAUGUGAACACAUACUUCGUCCUAUCCAGCUGGUGGGCAAAGGCCCUGUUUGUGUUCUGUGGGCUCAUCACAGGCUGCUACUGCUGUUGCUGUCUGUGUUGCUGCUGUAACUGUUGCUGUGGAAAGUGUAAACCUAAACCUCCUGAAGGCAGCGAGCAGGAAUACUAUGUCUCCCCAGAGGACUUGGAGGCACAGUUACAGUCGGACGAAAGGGAGGCUGCAGACACACCUAUUGUGAUACAACCAGCAUCAGCCUCAGAGACCACCCAGCUCACAACCGACUCUCACCCCAGCUACCACACUGAUGGAUUUAACUAAGUUAAGGAAACACUGGUUUAGAAUGGAUAAAUAAAUACAUGGUCAACUCAA